UUUGGCAGGGCUCCCAAACAGCUCCUCCUCCUCCUCCCUUCGCCCGCCGCCUUAAGCUCUUCAGGGCUCAGCGGAACCAAAAUGCGAAGAGCUGCGCCGGGAGGGGACGCCGAAGCGGGAGCGGAGCCGGAGGAGACAUGAGCAGCACUAAGGACGUGACCUGCAGGUAUUUUAUGCAAGGGGUAUGCCGUGAAGGAAGUAGGUGCCUGUUUUCACAUGAUUUGUCUACAAGUAAACCAUCUACUAUCUGCAAAUUCUACCAGAAAGGCCAAUGCGCCUAUGGAACUCGCUGCAGAUAUGAUCAUGUUAGACCUUCUGCAUCAGGUGCCAUAGUGAGUACUAGGACACUUUGCGCUUCUGCACCACCAUUCUACAGCCUUAACACUCAGCCGGAGCAAAAUGCACCUAUAACAAAAAGUAAAGUACAUGAGCCUGGAAAACGUGAAAAGAAAACAUUAGUGCUCAGAGACAGAGAUUUAUGUGGCUCAAAUGAGGAAAGGACGAGAUGCAGCGCUCAGAGUGAUUCAGCAUGUUGCAGUGUUCCAACAGAUGCUCUAGAAGCAAAGCCCCAUUCAUAUUUGGAAGCUAUCCGCAGUGGGCUUGAAGAUGAUGAUGCUGAACCUGGAAGUUCAUAUGCAGAUGGUGAACAGUUAUGUCCCUAUGCAGCAGCUGGCAUGUGCCAGUUUGGUGACAGAUGUCUCUACCUCCAUGGGCAAGUGUGUGAAAUCUGUGGCUUGCAAGUACUUCAUCCCUUUGACCCAGAACAGAGAAAGAUGCAUGAAAAGAUGUGCAUGGCUACGUUUGAACACGAGAUGGAGAAGGCCUUUGCCUUUCAGGCAAGUCAGGACAAGGUGUGCAGUAUCUGCAUGGAAGUGGUAUAUGACAAACCAUCAGCAUCUGAAAGAAGAUUUGGAAUCCUUUCCAACUGCAAUCACACAUACUGCUUGUCCUGUAUCCGGCAGUGGAGGGGUGUCAAGCAGUUUGAGAAUCCAAUCAUAAAGUCCUGUCCAGAAUGUCGUGUGAUAUCAGAGUUUGUAAUUCCCAGUGUGUAUUGGGUGGAAGAUCAGACUAAAAAGAACGAGCUGAUUGAAGCAUUUAAGCAGGGAGUGGGGAGGAAGGCCUGCAAGUAUUUUGACCAGGGUAAAGGGACCUGCCCAUUUGGGGGGAAGUGUCUGUACCUGCAUGCCUAUCCAGAUGGGAGACGGGCUGAACCAGAGAAACCACGAAAGCAGCUUAGCUCUGAGGGGACUGUCCGGUUCCUUAAUUCUGUUCGCCUCUGGGAUUUUAUUGAAGAUCGAGAAAACAGAACACUGCCAGCUGCUGACAAUGAUGUAACAGAGAUGGGAGAGCUUUUUAUGCAUCUUUCCGGAGCAGAUGCUGAACCUGCUGCUCCUCCCUAAACCACCACAAGAUCUCUACCAUGUACUCUUCUGUAUCGGUCUUUCUGUUCCUUAAAUAACUUUGUACUGUUUACCACUUUAGAAUUACUGUGCCAUGGAGACUGAAGUCCUGGUGAAAUUCUAGUAUGAGCCUGACACUGUAGAGCAGAACAAUUGAAGCUUAAUAAAAUGAUUGCUUUAAAUAAAAAUGUCAGUGUAUAGUCAUAA
Messenger RNA from Podarcis raffonei (Aeolian wall lizard), 1607 nucleotides. RefSeq names its product makorin ring finger protein 2 (gene MKRN2). Lineage: Eukaryota; Metazoa; Chordata; Lepidosauria; Squamata; Lacertidae. The transcript has 8 exons. Gene Ontology annotation, biological process: protein polyubiquitination. Bases 138 to 1400 code for a protein of 420 amino acids. The record is from RefSeq and is a predicted model, not a curated record. Gene Ontology annotation, molecular function: ubiquitin protein ligase activity; metal ion binding.